UCAUCCAUAGUUACAAUCGUCGGAUAUUUUUGGAGCCAAACAUGCAGACUCAGAACUUGUGGACUUUCUCAAGGUCUCUUUUACAAGGGCCAAUUUUUCAUUGGCAUUCCCCUAUAUUGCUGCUUCAGAGAAUGAAGAGGUGAUGGAAAGUAUGUUGAUUUCAGAGUUUACAGAAACUUGUGGGCAUAAUUUUGGUGCCAGUAAAGUUGCUUUCCUGGAGUCCUGUUCUUUAGAGGGAGGAAAUUAUGAAAAACUUGCAGACUUGCACACAGUCAAUGACUAUCUAGUUUCAAGGAUGGAAAACAGACCGAAGGGGCAGGCAGAUCUGGUUGUGGCCUGCCAAGGAAGCUCACAUUCUGAAAGGCAGAUUUUCUCCGAGCUUAUCAAUUCUGUGGAGCAGUCUGGGGCAAGAUAUACGGUUCUCUAUGUUUCAGAUCCAGUUAGGUCAAUUCAGUAUCCUUCUUUUCGGGAGCUAGAAAGGUUUCUUGCAGAAAGUAGCCCGGGAAAUGAAGCAGUCGAUUCGAGGGUUUGUGAUGGAGUUUGCGAGAUAAAAUCAUCACUUUUGGAAGGACUCUUAGUUGGGAUUGUUUUGCUUAUAAUUUUAAUAUCAGGCCUUUGCUGCAUGAUGGGCAUUGACACUCCUACUAGGUUUGAAACCCCCCAAGAUUCUUGAUCCUGAGAUUGUUUUGCACCUGAUAAAUAUUCAAUAAAGAAAUUUCAGGGAUAAGGCACGAGGUUAUGAGGGUAAUGGUUCUUAGAGAUUUGUUCAGUAUUCAUUUCUUACUUGUGUGGUGUAACUUGUUAUUGGUCCAUUAUUAGACUGUUUGUAAUCCCUAAAUACUUGCUUUUGUAAGUUAAAACACAAAUGACAGGGGAUGGGACUGAAAUAUUACUUGAUUAUAUUCUAAAUUGAUAAUGGAUGGUGGUGACUUUUAAAUUGA
This is a messenger RNA of Camellia sinensis, 941 nucleotides long. Lineage: Eukaryota; Viridiplantae; Streptophyta; Magnoliopsida; Ericales; Theaceae. The record is from RefSeq and is a predicted model, not a curated record.